AAUUCGCGCGCUGGAACGGGGCGCGAGACGUGCGCAACCCCGCGCGAGGCUGCCCCGACCUCACCGAGGCGUUGUCCGGCUUCCUGCCCCUGGACUCCUUCUACCCCGGAGCCACCGCCUUCGCCGCGGCGGCCAAGAAGGCGGCGGCCGGCAGGGCGACGGCGCGGGACGACGACGUCGACGAUGACAAGGAGGAUUGCCUCACGCUCGACAUCUACACCCAUAAUCUUAAUCCGGAAAAGCUGGCGCCCGUGUUCUUCUACAUCCACGGCGGCGCGUUCGUGUUGGGCUCGUCGCAAAUGGCGAACGGCGACUUCCUGCUGGAGCACGGCGACAUGGUGCUGGUGUCGGUGCAGUACCGGCUGGGGCCGAUGGGCUUCCUGCAGGCGAGCGAGGCGGACGCGCCGGGCAACGCGGCGCUGCACGACCUGCACUGGGCGCUCAAGUGGGUGAGCCAGCACAUCCACCUCUUCGGGGGAGACCCUAAGCACAUCGUGGCGGGCGGCGUGAGCGCCGGCGCCGCGCUCUCAGGCCUGCUCACAGUCAGCCCCGUCACGCGCGGCUUGUUGGCGGGCACGGCGCUGUUCAGCGGCGGCGCUCUGGUGCCGUGGACGGUGGACGCCGACCCCUGGCGCAGCACGCGCGGCGUCGGGGUGUUCGCCGGCUGCCUGCGCCCGGACAACCUGGCCGAGUGCCUGCGCACGCGCAGCACCUCUGCGCUGCAACGCGCCUGGGGCAUCUGGACGGUGUACGAGACAUAUUUCAUGAACCAUGGGAUGGGCGGCGUCAUCCCGUCUCUAGAUCCAACCAGUUCCUCGCCUCUUCUUCCUCGGGCGCCACUGGAAGAAAUGAUGGACGAAAACUUCGAGGGCAAACCACUUCUCGUUGGAGUCACCAAGCACGAAGGCACCUUCCUCAUGACACGUUUGGUCGACUUCACUGGAGCCGGCUUCUUCAAGGGCCCUGCACAACGCACCGCGCAGCUCAACGCACAGCGAGGAGGGGACUCCUACCUCUUCUCGUUUGAAUACGCCGCUGAGAACAGUGUGCCGAGCAGCUUAAUGGGCGGCGACGCUGAUACAGUCCACCACGGCAGUGACCAAUAUUUCCUUUUUGAUUCAGGCUCUGACUUCACAGAACGGGAUAAUGAAAUCGUCAAUAUUUACUGUGAUCUCGUCGCUUCUUUCGUUAUAAAUCUGAAACCGCAAGUGGAAGGCGUCAACUGGCGGCCGCACACGACCUUCGAUGAUUACUACCUGGCGGUGCGUCUGCCCCCGGUGCAGAGGGAGCGCUUCUCCGACAUGUUCUACAUCAUGGAACAGGAGCGCCGAGGUCUGAAGCCGCUCUCAAGGCGAAAGGUAGCACCAGGGCCUUUCAACUCCCAUACAACGAGGAGCAUCUCUAAUAUCGGAGAAAACGAGUGGGAUGAAAAUUCAUCUGAAGAGACGGACACGCAACCAACACCAACAGAAGGGUCAAGCUCAACUAAUCCUUCAACACUAACCACAACCGAAAAUGCAUCUGAAGAGCCUGAUGCGCAACCAACACCAACAGAGGGGCCAAGUACAACUAAUCCUUCUACACUAACCUCAACCGAAGCUGGCUCAACGAUUAGUGUCUCGCUUCCACUGUUGAUAUUCUUGGCUUCGCUGCUGCUGGCUUCGUAACAAUCGAAUCAAAGAAACCCACAAUUUAUGAAGAACGUGCGCAGACAACAACGGUAAACUGUUUCAUUCCGACUUCGCGAAGAAGAGCGGAGGUACUUUGGAAUAGGUCAUUAAUAUUCAAAGAAUCUAUUAUGUAAUGUAUUAUAAAUCAAUAACAGUCGAAUUAAAAUGAAAUAUAAGUUUUUUG
Molecule: messenger RNA, 1854 nt
Organism: Gryllus bimaculatus (two-spotted cricket)
Lineage: Eukaryota; Metazoa; Arthropoda; Insecta; Orthoptera; Gryllidae
Source: the annotation of a GenBank genome assembly